AAAGCAAGAAAACUUUUCAAACCUUCCAAACCCCCAGAACUCUCGAGAGACACACUAUCCAAAUCCAAUCCUCUUAAUAAAUCCCUCCGUUCCCAUCAAACCAUUCAAACUUCAAACACCAUCCUCCCGACACGACUGUUCCAACAUUUUCCCUCCUCUCCCCACAGUCCAAAAAGGAUCGGGACGCCAUGGGCACCCUCGUCGGGCACGUCGCGCCGGGCGCUGGCUUCCUCCUCAUCGGGCUGUGGCAGCUGUUCAACCACAUCCGGCUGUUCCUGCUGCGGCCCGGCUCCUACGUCGCGCCCGUCUGGUUCCCGGUGCGCGGCGUCCGGCACCUCGAGCUCAUCCUCGUCAUUGCCGGCUCGGCCAUGUCCAUCCUGAUGGAGCUCGUCAUCGGGCCGGCCAAGCACCAGCCGUUCGACGACGACGGCACCAUCCCGUCCGACCACCUGCACAACUUCGAGCACGCGUCCAUCUCGCUCGCGCUGCUCCUCUUCGCUGCGGUGGCCAUCCACAUGGACAGGGCCAGGCCGAGGGCGCCGCCCAUGCGAGACGCCGUCUCGCAGCUCGUGGCCGGCGCGGCAUUCGCGCAGGAGCUGCUCGUCUUCCACCUCCACUCGGCGGACCACAUGGGCGUGGAGGGCCAGUUCCACUGGCUGCUGCAGACCGUCGUCGCCGUGACCCUGCUCACCACGCUGCUGGGGAUCCCUUGCCCCCGGAGCAUCGCCGUGAGCCUGACGCGGUCGGCCAGCCUCGUGUUCCAGGGCGUCUGGUUCGUCGUCACGGGCGUCAUGCUCUGGACGCCCGCGCUCGUGCCCAAGGGCUGCUUCCUGAACCGCGAGGACGGGCACGACGUGGUCCGGUGCCGCGACGGCGAGGCGCUCGAGCGAGCCAAGUCGCUGGUGAACCUGCAGUUCAGCUGGUACCUGACGGCAACCGUGCUGUUCGUCGUCGUGUUCUACCUCUGGCUCGGCAAGAUGUACUCCGAGGAGCCGCGGUACUUGCCGCUGGUGAAGGGAAACCACGCGGAGGGAGACGGAGACGGUGGUCGGUUCAGCAUCGGAGACGAUCAAGACGACGACGAGGACGACGUCGAGUCUGCCAAGCAUAGCUUCGGGCACGUGGUUAGUAUCACAAAGCCGAUCGAGAUUGAGAGGUAAAAUUACGAGGAAAUCAGAUCAGGAUAGUUGUGUACUGUACUGUACAAUGUAUAUAGGACAACUGGUGUACUGUAAAUUUUAUUACUCCGUACAAUUGGCAUGUUGAGUGACCUGACCCGUAAGUGCGGGUACAGUUCGUGUUUGGUCACUUUAAUUUGUUUAUUACCCUCAUUACUUAAGGGUGUCAGCCAAUCAAUGGUGUUACUAGACACAUACUAGCUGAUAUACACACGUCAUCCGUCGAUUUGUUCCUGUUCGCUUGGCACAUUUCUCCAGGAUAAACCCUCUUUGAUAGCGAGUGCAGAAAUGAAAUAAAAUAAAAUGUUCAAGUCU
Messenger RNA from Brachypodium distachyon (stiff brome), 1493 nucleotides. Its product is annotated as transmembrane protein 45B-like. The record is from RefSeq and is a predicted model, not a curated record. Bases 189 to 1160 code for a protein of 323 amino acids. The transcript has a single exon. NCBI's taxonomy places the organism in Eukaryota, Viridiplantae, Streptophyta, Magnoliopsida, Poales, Poaceae.